AUGGCUACACCUUCCGUGGCGCCGCCGACACUUACCGCUUACCGUAACACCGCCUUCGCCCCUCGUUUCCCUACUCAGCAGCCACCACCACGUGCUCAGCAACCCAACCAAUUCGGCGCGAAUGAGAAUCGCAGCCGCAGCAGAGGCGGACGCCAGCACGGCGGUGCACCAUACCACCGCAUACCAAAGCCGGUCCACACACGCGGACUCUCAAGUCGCAGAGACCGGCCGGCAGCUCGACAUCUUCUAUUGAUGGCGCGAUUGUGUACAAUGGAGAGGAUCUUGUUGGGCUUUGCAAGUACGAUUGAUGCGGGCGGAUGUGCUGGAGGUUGUGGGCAAUGA
This is a messenger RNA of Zasmidium cellare ATCC 36951, 342 nucleotides long. RefSeq lists its product as uncharacterized. The coding region runs from base 1 to 342 and encodes 113 amino acids. The record is from RefSeq and is a predicted model, not a curated record. The transcript has a single exon. NCBI's taxonomy places the organism in Eukaryota, Fungi, Ascomycota, Dothideomycetes, Mycosphaerellales, Mycosphaerellaceae.